Papaver somniferum (opium poppy) is the source of this 1083-nucleotide messenger RNA. RefSeq lists its product as uncharacterized. The record is from RefSeq and is a predicted model, not a curated record. NCBI's taxonomy places the organism in Eukaryota, Viridiplantae, Streptophyta, Magnoliopsida, Ranunculales, Papaveraceae. Bases 1 to 1083 code for a protein of 360 amino acids. The transcript is spliced from 6 exons.
AUGAAAUAUGUUAUUGUCAAGGUCCAGGAUGUCCGUAGAUCACAGAACAUUAUGCUUAAGCAAAAAUUGCGAAAUAAAUGGCUUUUGGAGGGUUCCAACAAUUCUUCUUUUUUCCAUAAUAGCAUCAAAAUUAGAAGAGCUAAAUUCAAUAGGGUGGAUGAAUCAAUUGAUGCGCAGCUUUUUGAAUAUGAACAUGACUCUAUUACGGUAGAGGAAAGUCAUAUGUUAGAUGCAGUUCCAACUAAGGAGGAAAUUAAAAAAGUUGUUUUUGGUUUGGGUGUGGAUAGUGCUCCUGGUCCGGAUGGUUUUUCUGGUUGUUUCUAUAGACAUUGUUGGGAGAUUAUCCAACAUGAUUUUUUAAAGAUUAUUACGGAAACUCUUGCUUCUCGAUUGGGUCUUUAUUUUGGCAAGCUUGUUUCUGAGGAGCAAGUGGAUUUCAUGAAGGGAAGAAAUAUCCAUGAUAAUAUUAGUUUGGCUUCGGAAAUGUUUUUCGAAGAUAUGGGUAUUCCGAAGACUGGUGUUCUUGGAUUCUCACUAUCCUUCAAUCAGCUCGUAUUUCGGUUCUUAUUAACGGCAUCCCGGGAGGGUAAUAUGAAGAGUUUGAGGAACCUGGUUCAUUUGCUUGAGAUGUAUCGAAGUGCUUCUGGCCAAACUGAAUGGGUAUCAACUGAUCGCUACUUAGGGGUGCAAAUCAUGCCAGGUGCGGUAAGAUAUAUGCAUAUUAGUAAUGUUAUUGAUAAAUUGAAAGAUCAAAUUUCAGUUUUGAAAGGUAAAAUGCUUUCUUUCCAAGAUAGGGUGGUGCUAAUAAAGUCUGUUAUUUCUAGUUACUCAAUUCACAACAUGGUUGUUUAUAAAUGGUCAUUGAAAUUUAUUCAGCAAUGCGAAAGGGUGAUUAUGAAUUUCCUUUGGUCAAGUGAUUCAAAUCUUUGUAGAGCUCUUGUUGUGGGUUAUGACAAAGUUUGUUGCCCUUACAAGAAAGGAGGUCUGGAUCUUACUAGAAUGGCUACAAUGAACAAGGCUUUACUUAUGCAGCUGUGGUGGACUAUUAAAUCGUCUAACUUGGGCAAGGUUUUUGGAGACUAA